Messenger RNA from Adineta ricciae, 543 nucleotides. Lineage: Eukaryota; Metazoa; Rotifera; Eurotatoria; Adinetida; Adinetidae. The record is from the annotation of a GenBank genome assembly.
AUGCGUCCGUUAACCGACGAGGAAACGAAGAUUUUAUUCGAGAAACUCUCGAAAUACAUCGGUGAUAAUGUUCGAAUGUUAUUGGAACGCCCCGAUGGACUCUAUACAUUUCGUUUACACCGUGAGCGUGUCUACUAUUGCAGUGAAGCAAUUAUAAAAUACGCAAGUAAUUUUCCUCGGAAAGAACUACUCAGUUUCGGUACAUGUUUCGGUCGAUUCACUAAAACACGUAAAUUUCGAUUACAUAUAACUGCAUUGGAUUUUAUUGCUCCAUACGCCAAAUUCAAAGUCUGGUUGAAACCAAAUGCUGAACAACAAUUUCUCUAUGGACACAAUGUUGUUAAAUCAGGUCUAGGACGUAUUACAGAAAAUACACCGAAAUACAAUGGUGUCAUUGUCUAUACCAUGAAUGACAUGCCAUUAGGAUUUGGUGUAGCUGCAAAAUCAACAAUUGAAUGUCGAGCAGCUGAUCCCAUGGCAUUAGUUGUUUUCCAUCAAGCUGAUGUCGGUGAAUUUCUUCGCAAUGAAGAUGCAUUAACAUAA